AUGCCUUACUUCCCCAACCCUUGGUUGUUCCAGCAAGCUCCACCCCAGCAAUUCCAAUUCCAAUCUCAAUCGAAGAGAGACCAAGACUUCGAAGAAGGUCUGAACCGUUUACGCAAAGAUUAUGCCACAGCUCCAAUGGAAGAUGACAGGCUUUCAGUCUCUUCCCUAAGGUCGACCAAUUCGACUCGUACCACAGAUUCGGUUCGUGACCGUGAAGACUACCUCAAGCAGUCUGAGAGACUCUUCAUCUUACAGCCAUUUACAACUGGAGCUCUCAAGAACAUGCGCAAUUACGAAGGUCAGACACCAGCUGGAGACCGCAAAACAGACGUGCUUACAAGAGCAGUCCAACUGGUCAAGACAAAGACUGAGAUAGUCGACUUCAUUCUUGCAGCUUGCCCUUACAAGUAA
Messenger RNA from Trichomonas vaginalis G3, 411 nucleotides. RefSeq lists its product as uncharacterized. The coding region runs from base 1 to 411 and encodes 136 amino acids. The record is from RefSeq and is a predicted model, not a curated record. Lineage: Eukaryota; Parabasalia; Trichomonadida; Trichomonadidae. The transcript has a single exon.